Diatraea saccharalis (sugarcane borer) is the source of this 2588-nucleotide messenger RNA. The record is from the annotation of a GenBank genome assembly. NCBI's taxonomy places the organism in Eukaryota, Metazoa, Arthropoda, Insecta, Lepidoptera, Crambidae.
AUGACAAAGGGCCCUCGGAAAGUGAAACUAGUCAUUGUAGUCAACAAUAAGAAAGAUCCUCCUACGUUCAAAACACUCACGCCGACAUCGCGCACUCAACUGAAACAACAGUUGAUGCGCGAACAUGCGCAGGAGCAACUACGCAGGGAAUCUUUACAAGCACAGCAAGCUGGUCAAUCCAAAGACAAUGAAGAGAAGAAAAAGUCAAUCCCCACAGACGUGCCUCGCAUCACGCCGCAUGUUGAACUACCUCCACAGGUUUUACAGGUCCGAACAGUUUUGGAGAACCCCACCAGGUAUCACGUGAUCCAGAAGCAGAAGAGCCAGGUCCGACAGUAUCUCAGUGAAUCUUUUCAACCUCAGAAUCAGGUAUCGAGUGUGGUUCGAGGGGCGCCGGUACAAUCAGCGCCAGAAUUGGGCGCGCAGAGGUCACAAUCCCCCGACCGUGCCUCUUCAUCCAGUCUAUUAUCCACUGGACUUUGCUCCGUGGGUACUACAAACUCGGAGACGGAUGAAUUCCUGGAGGACAUCCUGUCAUUGGACGGUGCGGGGCUGUCGUCGUCGGGUCCUCCGUCCGCAGCGAGCUCGGUGGCGGGGGACACGGCGCUACUCUCCGACGCAGACAUGCACGCGCUCGCCAAGGACCGACAGAAGAAGGACAACCAUAACAUGAACGCUGAUAUAUACGCUCUUGUCAAAGAUCGCCAGAAGAAGGACAAUCAUAAUAUAAUCGAACGUCGUCGCCGGUUCAACAUCAACGAUCGAAUAAAAGAACUCGGUACCCUCCUGCCUAAAACCAACGAUCCAUUCUACGAGGUCAUCAGAGACGUCCGUCCGAACAAAGGAACUAUCCUCAAGUCUAGCGUCGACUACAUCAAGUGUCUGAGGGACGAAGUGAACAGAUUGAAACAGAGUGAACAGCGACGGAAACAGAUAGAAUUACACAACAGAAAGCUAAUGCUUCGAAUACAGGAAUUGGAAAGGUUGGCGCGUAUGCAUGGUCUACCAGUGUCCGGUGCUGACGGCUGGACCGAUUCUCACGAUACUGACUCCGGACAUGAGACCAUAGAGCCCUGUCCCUCACCAUCACGCAACACACCCGAAGUAAUAAUGCCGAAAACCGAACCUUCACCCCUCAUGGAGCUAGCCGAUCAACCACCGGAUUUAUUGAGGGACAUGCCAUCGACAGAAUGUCUCAACGCGCUAGACGCACUAGAUGGUCUGAAGCUGGACGGAUGUUCGCCGCUGUCACGGAGCGAAGGUCUAUCGCUAGGCUGUCUGGAAACACCACUAUGUCUCGACACAGAUGUAUUCUCACAUAAAGAUAUGAAGAUGCGUUUGUCCCCGUCUCCUGGUCUCCUGGGCAGCGAUACGGACGCGGUACUGAACCUAGCGCAAAUCGAAGACCUCAUGGACGACGACUCACACAACCCCGUCACGCAAGGUGAUCCAAUGCUGUGUUCUUCGCCGACAUCCCAGCUUUGUCUCAGCGACGUUGUAGCAGAAGCUGCCGACAGGAACAUAUCCUCGAUCCUCCACGACGACACACCUUCAUACAACCACUCCUCAGGUACUUGCACUGUGUACUUUUUUGUUGCAGUUUAUGUUGUGUAUUUGUGUCUUUAUUGCUGUAUUUUCGAUUUGUUUAGAAAGAGUCGUAAACGAUAUUGAUGCACGAUAUAUAUAAGGUAUAUACACUUUCUUUUCAAAUAAAUGAAAAAUUUAAAAUAAAGAUUCUCCAUAAAUAUUUUUUUCUGAAUGAAACUUUACUUGUAAAUUUUAUUUUACACGAUUAAAGGACUCGCAAUUAUCAAUGAUCAAAGGACAUCAUGUUAAACGUUUUAAUGAUUCAACUACAAAACUAGGUGUGAAGGUGGCGCCAUUUAAUUAAAGGCCUAGCCGUAAAAUUAAAUGGUUAUUAUGACCAGUUGGUUGCAACGUAGAUAGUGUUUAUUAUAUUCUUCGCUUUGGUUUUGGUAUGGGUGCAUUUUUAAUAAUAAAUGCGGUGCUUAACGCUUUUGAGAUUUAUUGGGCUUGUAUAAUGAAAUAAAAUGGUAGCUUAAUAAUAGAGCCUAAUUGUAGUAUGUAGUAUUUAGUUUUAAUAUAUUCAAUAUUUGAUAGAUUUUGUCAGUAUAUCUCAAAUCCGUUUAAAGUCGGUGCACAUGCAUUGAUAUCUGAUGUAAAACUUUGGACCCCUUCUUACAAAAAUUACGGGGACAGAGAAUCAUGAUGCCACAAUAAAAAAUUACGUAGAUAAUGGAGUAGUAUAGAAUGUUUGUGGUUGCUAUGGAUAAAGAUUACUAUCCUUUAAACUGUCACCGUUCAUCGACGUCUGAUGCUAAUAUUUAUAAAAUUUAGAUAACCAUGCGUUGUCAUUGUUUUGGGAGAUGAAAGUCCUUGGAAUAUUGGAAUCAUUAGUGUCUGUUCGUAUGAGUGAAAUUCAUAGAGAUAUAAAUUUGUUAAAUUUGUCCAUCAUGAUCAUAUAUACAAAAGGCUACUUGUCUGUUUUGGAAAAAUAUUUUAAAACUAUCAAACAUAUGAGCAUAUUAAAUCGGUUUUGAUUUUGAAUUUCGCACAUAAUAAAUUAC